Bufo bufo (common toad) is the source of this 1207-nucleotide messenger RNA. RefSeq names its product NFU1 iron-sulfur cluster scaffold (gene NFU1). Gene Ontology annotation, molecular function: iron-sulfur cluster binding; iron ion binding. The record is from RefSeq and is a predicted model, not a curated record. NCBI's taxonomy places the organism in Eukaryota, Metazoa, Chordata, Amphibia, Anura, Bufonidae. Bases 68 to 835 code for a protein of 255 amino acids. Gene Ontology annotation, cellular component: mitochondrion. The transcript is spliced from 8 exons. Gene Ontology annotation, biological process: iron-sulfur cluster assembly.
UCUCGCAGGCAUUACUGCGGGCAGCCCUUCUGUGACCUGCCGGGGUCCUGACCGAGCGACAACAAAGAUGGCGGCGCCCAUAGGCAGGUGGAUGUGUUGCGCAGCGCAGUUUGGAGGGCGCUUUUACCGCCAUACAAGGACUUCAUUUUAUUCCACGACAGCCCCGACACUUUAUCAGUUUGCUGCAAGGAAACCUCAGCUGUCUCUCAAGGUUAUUCAGAAUCCAGCACGAUGUAUGUUCGUCCAGACACAGGACACCCCAAAUCCCAACAGCGUCAAGUUCAUCCCAGGAAGAGCCGUUUUGGAUGCAAGGACCAUGGAUUUCCCAAACCCUGCUGCUGCAUUCUGCUCCCCUUUGGCCAGACAUCUCUUUAGAGUUAAUGGCGUUAAAAGCGUUUUCCUUGGGCCCGAUUUCAUUACAGUUACAAAGGAGAGUGAAGAGAUAGACUGGAACUUGAUCAAGCCCGAUAUCUACGCCACCAUCAUGGACUUCUUUUCUUCAGGCUUGCCCAUAAUAACAGAUGAUGCGCCUCGCAGUGAGACUGCUGCUUCUGAAGAUGACGACGAAGUUGUGGCCAUGAUCAAAGAACUUCUGGAUACCAGAAUCAGGCCAACGGUACAAGAAGACGGUGGUGACGUACUCUACCGAGGCUUUCAGGAUGGUAUUGUUCAGCUGAAGCUCCAGGGAUCCUGCACCAGUUGUCCAAGCUCCAUUAUCACACUAAAGAGUGGCAUUCAGAAUAUGCUGCAGUUCUAUAUCCCGGAGGUGGAAGGCGUGGAGCAGGUGACUGAUGACGACGAUGAAGCUGUUGGACAAGAACCUGCAUCUUCUUGAUCUUCCUAAUAACAUGGGCCAAGACAUGUGACACCGCUGAUACAUGUUGUCCUUAUUUCCAUUAUGGGCCUCUGGUAUACAAAGCAACUCUGGCCAGUCAGUCCAUGUUUUAUUUGCGCUGUGCAGUUUAGGAAAAGUAAGCUGGACUCUGGUUGAUAUGGGAAGCCAGUACCCCGUGAGGUGUUGGAUCCAUGAGUCCCAUAGUCACGUUGCCUGUGUGAUUUUAUUAUUUUUUCUUUUCUUUGUUUUAAUGUGAAAACAGCUGAAUAGAUGCUGGAGCGAAGCACACAUUAAUGUUGUACUGACUCCACUGUAGUAUAUGCUGAAUUAUUUAUCGGUGUAAGAGUAAAAUAAAGUAUACCGUCAUCCACA